GAGAAGGACAGAGGCGUGGGUUGGACUCAUUAGACAGGACAGGAUUGAACUAGGCUCUUUUCUCAUCCAAACUUCUGAUCGAACACAAUGAAGUUCCUGUGUACAAGGAAACAGCUUUGACUUUAGGCUGCCGCAGGCGAAGAAGGUGAGAAGAUCUUGAAAAAGGGCACAUCCUUGACAGAGUGCAAAAUGAUCUCAUCACGUCUGGUGAAGCCAUCGAAGCAGUCACAUAAGGAGCCACCGGGGGAUCGCUCGAGAAUGCUGAUUGUGGGCGAGAGGCUGAUGAGAGCCGGCAGUGAAGGAAACCUGCUGAGAUCCACACCGAACCAUCAGCAGGAGCUUCAGAAGCAGAGCCUGGAGAUGAUCUCCAACCCAGAGCCGGUGAAGCGAGAGCGAAGGCCGUGCUCUGCAGAGGAUGUGGACAAUCUGGACAGGAAGUUGAGCGGCAGGGACGCGUGUGACAGAUCGAACCUCUGGUCUCCUCGCACGCUUCCUCGAAAGCACACACUCACCAUGCAGACGCAAAAUGCAGAGCGGCGGAGGGAGGCCUUUCUGGAGCUCCUGAAGCAGAAAUACCCUCAUCAUGCUUCGGCCAUCGCGGGACAUCAGGAGAGACUCCGGGAUCAUAUCAGGACUCACAGAGUUUUAGGGGAGCAGGAGUGUGUGCGAGCGGUCAUGUCGGAAGGAGACACACACCCGUCGUUCACGCGGGGCAGCCGCACCCGCGCCAGCCUCCCCGUCGUCAAAUCCAACAACCAGACCAAGGAGCGCUCGCUGGGUGUUCUGUACCUGCAGUACGGCGAGGAGACCAAGCAGAUCCUCAUGCCUAACGAGGUGUCGAGUCCGGAUACGGUGCGCGCUCUGUUCGUCAGCGCUUUCCCCCAGCAGCUCACGCUCAGCAUGCUCGAGUCGCCCAGCAUGGCCAUCUACAUGAAGGACCACGUCAGGAACGUCUACUACGAGCUCGCCGACGUCAGGAGCAUCACGCCGCACUCCUACCUGAAGGUUUAUCACAAAGACCCCAAUCAGGCUUUUAAUCAGAACUCGAGGAACAGCAACGGAGACGCCAGAAUUUCUCGUGAGAGGCUUUACAGCCCCAGACAGCAGCCGGCCGGUGGACAGCCGAUGGGUCCCACACUUCCUACACCCCAGAGUCCCAUCCAAGGUCCCCAGGGUUCUUUGUCUCCACCGCUGGCUCGUUCCGUUCCUUCCUCACCAUCGCGGUUCUCCUACAGCUCUCGCACCAUGCCUGCAGGCGCCACGCUCCCCAGAGAACGCAUGUCUAGCACGCCAUCUUCCAGCGCCAUCCUGGAGCGUCGGGAUGUCAAACCGGACGAGGUCGUGGAUCCGUACGGGUUCCCCGAGACACGUCUGAGCAUGUCCGAUGCCCCGGACGGUGCCGUCUUCCACCAUCACUCUCUUUACAGGCAAAAAUCGCGCAAGUACAGCGAGAACCUGAAUAGCCCGCUGAGCCCGAAAUCUCAGAAAACUCCGCCCCCUUCGCCUCACAGAGUCAACGAGGUCAGGAUGAUCGAUAUCCAUCCGGGACAGAACCCACACGUGAUGGUGGAGAGGACAGGGUCCCUGCGGAGAUCUUUCAGGAAGGAGAGCAACGGGACGCUGGAGGCGGCAGCGAGGGCCAGAGGGAACAUGACGUCCCCGGUGUACGCAGAUUUACACGGAGAAAGGCCGUUCCAGGGGCUCGUACCUAGAGCAGAUCCUCAAGGCAAGCGCAUGAAGGUGAUGGAGCAGCAGUUAGCCAGUCUGACGGGUCUGGUUCAGCACGCGCUGUUCAAAGGGACGAACUCCAGCGGGGGAAAAGAGACGGCGAGUGAGGAAUUGACCUCAGAGCCUCAAGACACAAACAGCGGUGGAGUCUCCCCGGUGGCUGCGUGUAAGAGUCCCAUCCUUCAGUCCGAGCCUCCCGUGUCUCCGUCAGUCAGAGACCCGUCUCUCGGCGUCCUCCUCACCACCUUCCGCAGAAACGUCUCCAGCCUCCGCCAGCAGCUCCAUCAGAUCCGACAGACGCAGGUGCAGAACCAGGUGGAGAUGAGGACGAUGUUGAAGCAAGCGGAGAAGGAACUGACCGCGAGAAUGUGCGAGAAGCUGCAUGUGACGGACGACCUGCUGAAGAAACAGAGGAUGGAGGUGGACGAGGAGAGGCACAGAUACGAGGUCAUGGAGGAGAGCGUCCUGCUCCAGUUGGGAGAUCUGGAGAGACAUGUGGAGGAGAUGAAGAGGAACUCCAGCUCAGCUCAGAGACCCGUGACGCUGCGGGAUGUUGAGGACGGAGCGGUUGAUCUGAGGAAGGUCGGCGAGGCGCUCGCCACGCUGAAAGGAGACUUCCCAGCUCUGCAGUCGAGGAUGCACACAGUCUUGAGGAUGGAGGUGGAGGCGGUUCGCUUCCUGAAGGAGGAACCUGAGAAGAUGGACAACAUGCUGAGGAGGGUCAAAGCCCUGACUGAGACUCUCAGCAUCCUCAGAAUAUGUGCUACAGAAGGCUCCCUCCACUCUGACCCGAUCUCCGUCAAGCCCGAGUCACCCGAUUCCCCGAUGCCGACCCGAGACUCGGCCACACCUCAACAGCAGUUAUCGUCAAACCCCACCCCCUUUACAAUCACCUCUUCUAACCCCGCCCACUGCGAGCUCGUCUCCGUCUCGUCUCCCAUCAUGGCUCAGAGGUCCUGCAGCUCGGCGCUGAUCCCGAGUCAAGGGCGAGACGCGCCCGCUGUGGUCCCGGUGACCCCCGCGAGCCGCGAGGAGACCGCCGUCGUCCAUCAGAUCCGGGACGAGACGCUGAGUGGAAGAGACACUGUCGAGAGGGACAAGGAGGUGGACAAGAGGCAGGCCAAGGACAAAGCAGACAUGGAGCGGAUUUUACAUCAGACUCAAGCCAACCUGAUGAAGAACAUACCUGACCUGGAGCUGACCAAUCAGGACAAGAGCAAGGUCUCGGACACGACGUAUGUGCGGCCCGACAGAGUGGACGCUCCUCUGUCUCCACCUCCAGAGGCCACCGCUCCAGCCGAAUCGGUAGCACAUAAACCGGUCCAAACCAGUUCGGAGUGUGCUCCUAAACCUCCUCCUCUAGAGAAGCCUCACAGGGCCAGCGUGGACCGGGCGGCGGCCAAUCAGGAUGCGGCAAUUAAAUCUCCUCCCCCUGCUCCGCCCCGCAAACCCCAACUCUCCGCGACGGGACUGACGACCGGCCGCUCUGGUGAGGUCAUCUACACCACCCGCAAGGACUCCGCCUCCUCUCAGGAGCGAGAGGAGGAGGAGGAGGGGGGGCAGGAGGAAGUCGCUCUCCAGUCCAAACCACAGCGAGUUCGCCCCGAGUUGAAACCCAAACCGCGUAUACGUCCGCCGAUCAAUGCACGUGAGGAGGAGGAGGAACACGAUGAAGAUAAGAUCGUAGCAGAACUUCAGGUGUUUGAGAAGUACCCGGUUAAAGACUUAGAGCCCAGAUACGUUGUCGACCUGACCACCCACCCGCUCCCAGACAGAGACCUAGAGCCAGCCUACACACUCUCCUCGUAUGACCCAAAGAACACAGAAGAUGGAAAACUCUCUCCUCAUCCUUCACCUGGAAAUGGGGUCAUAUAUUACAUCACUGGCACUGCAAAAGCAUCCAGCGACAAUCCACUCGGAGGAUCUGAAGCCCAAAACGAGCCCAGAGAAGGAGCCAUUUCCUCGUCUAAGGUGGCGCAUCCGAAUUCUCCUGAUUUUACCCAACAGCCAAACGUACUAACGCCGUCUGACUUGACAUUAGAUUCCCCUAAAGCAGUAGAAGAAACCCAGAACGUGUCAAACGACACUAAGAUGACUUAUGUAAGUCUUUAUGGAACUCAAAAGGACGUCAGCAGUGCCAGAGACGAAGCAAAGGUUCCGAAAGAAUCAUCUGAGAAGCCAGAGAAUCAAGUGUUGGCAUCUUCUGAAAAUUUUAUUCAAGCUUCUGAGACACCAUCCAGCAGCGGACCUGAUGUUCAACUGUCUAAAUCACUGGUGCGACCAGAAACGUUGCUGCUCUCAGAUGAAACCAGGUACCAAGAAGCCAAGCAGCAGGUGGUAAUGAGAUUCUCCAGGGGUCGAACCAGUUACACAGAGGAAACCAGCUUGAGCCCUGACCUUCCUGAAGAAGAGGCUCCUCCUCCAUCUGACAACAUUGCAUUCAUGAUCACCAAAACUAAAGUGCAGGCUCUGUCCACUGGGGAAUACCAGCAACUAGUGAGCUCCAAGGAACAAGAAGUUGAAACUGUUAAAGUAGGCACGGACGAGUCCAUGUCCACCCCAGACUAUAGUGAGGAUUACAGCAAGAAACCAGUCAUCAUCGUCUUUGACGAGCCCAUGGACAUCCGACAGGCAUACAAGCGUCUAUCUACCAUCUUCGAGUGUGAAGAAGAGCUGGACAGGACGCUCUCAAAGGAGCGCAUCAUUGAGGAUACUGAGGAAUUAAAUGAAGAGGAGGCGGCCAAGAAUAGGGUUGAAAAUCAGUACAAGACCAGCAGGAAAUUAGAGAGUACUGGUAGGGGUAAUCAUCUCCAAGUGCCUGGCCAACACCAGAACCUUAGUGAGUGCUCUUCUGCAGUGUCAGAGGAUGCAUCCCAAGCAGACCUCCCUGGGGACGCCAAGCAAGAAGCUAAAAAAAAGUUUAAGUUCAAGUUCCCCAAGAAGCAAUUGGCUGCCAUUGGGCAAGCCCUUCGGACUGGUACAAAAACAGGCAAAAAGACUCUGCAGGUGGUGGUUUAUGAGGAUGAGGAGGAACCAGAUGGCACACUAAAGGAAGCAAGAGAAGCCAAGAGAUUUGAGAUUAAAUCCAGUAUAGACUCCACCAAUCUUGACGUUUCUACCAAUGAACCGUCCGAAUCCCAGACCAUCGACCAGCAACCCUCUGCAGGAAGGACUAAUGAGAUUUGUCAAACUGCUUACAAAACCUUAGACAGCCUGGAGGAGACCAUUAAACAACUAGAAACAACAAUCACAAACAUGAACCCUGGACUGUCCCCCGAUGCUGCUUGUAAGGACCUGAAAGUCAAAAGAGUUGCAGAGAACCAAACGGCGCCGACAGAAAGCAGUCCUUCGAAGAAACCAGCUCCUAUUGGACCAAAACCUCAGAAGCCUCCUCAGCUAAAGAAGCCUAAAGUGCAAGUCCAAACUCCUCAGCCUCCUUCCUCCGGCGACACUAAACAGAACGCCAGCGGUUCCUCGCCUACAAUUCGGGUUGCUCCGCCCAGAUCGCGGCAACAACCAGGAAGUGCGGAAAAACCUCCAAAACCACCAAAGCUCCAGGACUCCCAGAGCCAAUUCCGACAGGUGGAAACAAGAUCGCCUUCGCAGCUUGCAAAGAACAUGCAUGCUUCUAAAUGCUCAGCCUUAUUCUGUACUAACUCUGGAAAUCAUAUGUGCAUUUGAGCGUAACCGCGCCACUCAUCUGGCAAGCCCUCUGUCAAGUCUUAGCCAUGGCAUCUUCUGUCAUGCAGUAAUCAAGCUUUAGCAGCUGAUCUGGCUACAGUUUCUCAUCCUCAUCCUUCUGCUCGCUGUCUCUGGGUCGAAUUGUACCCUGCGCUUAUGAAGCAACGCAAGGUUUAUACGUCAAGAAAUCCUUCUGGCAACAUAGUGACUUGCUGCAGAAUAUAUUUCAUAAACAUGAGAUUUCUCAUGAGAAAUUUAAUGUUUAUCUUAUGCUAUCCUGGAAUUAAACGUGAACCAUGGCAACCUUCAGUAAAUUUAAUUUAGGCCACACCUACCUAGCAACCACUAUUAAGUGUUUUGAACCUUAAAAAAUAAAAUGCCGCUGUGAGUAUGGGGUGAAUCUUGCAGAGCUUGAGCUUCAGCCUGACAUCAUCAGCAUCAGAGCAAGCUUAUGAACAUGAACACCAUCAACUUUUUUUUUUGCAAAAUUCCACCUUUGCUUAUGUUUUCUUUUGCAGAUCUUUUACAUGCUUUGACUUGUUCAGUUUGGGAUUGUUUAUUUUUUUUUUUUUGGUUUGGUUUUCGUCAGUGUUGUUUUUGUGCACUACCGCUGCGAUUUGAGGCGCGCUCUCUAACACUUGCUAACGGCAUCAUGACUAGAUCUAGUGCUGGUGCUUUGGCGUAGGUUUUCUGUUUAAGGCGUGGGAUUAGAUUAGAUUAGAUUAGAUUAGAGUGACUACCGGAGUUUUGUUUUUUCAGAGGUGUAAGAAUUACAUGGUGGGAAUAUAACUAAAGUGUACUUUUUUUUCUGAAAAUAAAAAAAUUAUAAAGUCUUAUUUUUCCUUAUAUUACAAACUGAGAAAGACUAAAGAAGUGAACUGUGUGUGAACUUUAUCAGUGUUUCAAUUUUGGGUUUUAGCGCACUGCCAGUUUUAGCUAACGUUAUUCUUUUACAUCUUUCACUUACAACACCAAAGUUACGUUUAUUAGGAUGUAUUUUUUGUUUGAAUCGAUCUUUAGAGAAAAAGAGAGUGUGUGUGAUGUUUAAAUAUAAUACUACUAAAAUAUCCUGAGUAGUUUAGAUUAUAUUUUUGUGCCACUAAUAGUGUGAUAAACUGCAUACACAAGUGAUGUGUUAAUAAUAAAAAGAAAACUGUUUUCAUUUAACUGGCCAAAGUUCUCUGCUAUGCAUGCCUUCUAGGUAUUUCAACAUGAACAGUCUCAUGUUUGCACAAAAAUAAUGCUGUAAAUAUGUUCUCGGUUUUUGUAAAACGUGUACAAAGGCCGUGCGGAGGAAAACUCAUAUAAAGGUGUCUAUGCAAUAAAGGACUGUCACUUA
Messenger RNA from Clarias gariepinus (North African catfish), 6748 nucleotides. RefSeq names its product sickle tail protein homolog. The transcript has 21 exons. Bases 190 to 5409 code for a protein of 1739 amino acids. Lineage: Eukaryota; Metazoa; Chordata; Actinopteri; Siluriformes; Clariidae. Gene Ontology annotation, cellular component: cytoplasm. The record is from RefSeq and is a predicted model, not a curated record.